Molecule: messenger RNA, 762 nt
Organism: Camellia sinensis
Lineage: Eukaryota; Viridiplantae; Streptophyta; Magnoliopsida; Ericales; Theaceae
Source: RefSeq, a predicted model, not a curated record
AUGAAAACAGAGUGGGGUUUUGCCCAAUUACUCCCGCUCAGUACUUUCAAUGAUGCUGAUAACGGAUACCUCAUCUGCGACACAUGUGUUUUUGGAGCAGAAGUUUGUGUUAUAAAUUAUACUAGCAGAGGACAGUCUAUAAAUAUACUGAAGGAACGUAACAAUACUUACACCUGGAAGAUUGAUAAUUUUUCAUCUCUAGAUGGUGAAAUUCAUUACUCUGAUAACCAGGAAUUUACGGCUAUAUCCCAAAGGAAAUUUAACUGCAAAGGAUAUCCCAAAGGAAAUUUAACUGCAAAGGAUAAAUGCCAGUCCCUCAUUUUAGGUUUAAAUGAUUUGAAAACCUUUCCUUCUGUACGGAAAACAUAUGCAAAAUUCAAGAUGCGCAUGAGGAACCAAUACCAUGGCGAGCAUAUGGAAAUUGAAGGUUACAAUUGUUUUACCUCAAGCUCCAUGGCCUGGGGUCCAUCUUCAUUCUUGUUGUUAACUGACCUCCAUGAUGCUUCUAACGACUUCCUUGUGAAUGAUACUUUAAUUGUUGAAGCCAAAGUUAGCGUCUUAUCCACAGGGCAGAAUUUCUCCGUGAAACUGUCUCCCUACCCAAAUGGUGAUGAAGAAAGAAACGGGGAAGAAUACAUCUCUCUGUACUUGGUAAUUGCAGAGACAAAUAAUUUACCUCCUGGUUGGGAGGUCAAUGUGAGCUUCAAAUUGUUUGUGUAUCAUGAGAUUCAAGACAAGUACAUGACCAUCCAAGGUAGUUAA